AUGCUCGCCAAAUCCCUCCUCCUCACCCUGUGCGCCACGGCCUCCACCGUCGUCGCGACCACCGACAUCAUCCACUUUCUCUACGCGACCGACUCCUACAGCGACAUCCAGGGCGCCGGCAGCGGCUACUCCGCGGGCUUCACCCUGACCGACAACGACGGCAACACCAUCUACAACAACGCCGACCCCGGCGGCUACGCGCCCUGCAUGGACAACAGCGAGAAGGUCCAGUACACCUCCGACUGCUUCACUGGCACCUGGACCUUCGGCUGCGAGUCCGCCUUCGACGGCAGCCCCAAGCUCUGCAGCGCCUACGACCCCGACGGCACCGCCUACCCCGGCAAGGCCAAGGAGUCCCUCGAUUUCAUUGGCAUCAGCGCCGGCAUCACCGGCACCUGCAGUGGCGAGGUUACCAUCCCUGGCAACACUUGUACCUCUGAUAGCACGUUCAAGGUUGUGAAGCGCUACCGGGGGAACUAUAAGUCUGUUUAG
Aspergillus aculeatus ATCC 16872 is the source of this 492-nucleotide messenger RNA. RefSeq lists its product as uncharacterized. The record is from RefSeq and is a predicted model, not a curated record. The transcript has a single exon. NCBI's taxonomy places the organism in Eukaryota, Fungi, Ascomycota, Eurotiomycetes, Eurotiales, Aspergillaceae. The coding region runs from base 1 to 492 and encodes 163 amino acids.